Messenger RNA from Pyrus x bretschneideri (Chinese white pear), 721 nucleotides. RefSeq names its product translocator protein homolog. The transcript has a single exon. The coding region runs from base 74 to 652 and encodes 192 amino acids. The record is from RefSeq and is a predicted model, not a curated record. NCBI's taxonomy places the organism in Eukaryota, Viridiplantae, Streptophyta, Magnoliopsida, Rosales, Rosaceae. Gene Ontology annotation, cellular component: membrane.
AUUCCUCCAACAAAACCAAAACAAAGUAAGAAACAAAGAAAAAACACGCACUCCUUUUAUCCCUCUCUAAAAAAUGGAUAAUUAUUCCGACCACCUCAAGCAACGCAGGGCAGAUGACCCUACCACCGCCGCCGUGCCCACCACCACGAACAAGAGCGGUUACAGAAGCAAAAAGGACAUGAAAAUGGACAUGGCCAAACGCGGCCUUAGGUCCCUAUCCGUGGCAGUCGCAAUCCCCGUCUCUCUCCACCUCCUCGCUAUCUACGCGGGCUCAUCCGACCCAUAUCGCAUCGGAUCCAAGCCCUUCUGGAUCCCUCCCCUGUGGGCCCUGCGAUUAACCUGCAUAGCCUCCAGCUUUAUCAUGGGCCUGGCUGCUUGGCUUGUGUGGGCGGAAGGUGGGUUCCACAAGAAUCCAAUGGCUCUGCCCAUUUACUUGGCCCAGCUAGGGUUGAGCUUGAUUUGGGAUCCGAUUGUGUUCGGGGCGGGGGCUCCGUGGGUCGGGUUGAUCGUGUGCAUGGGGAUGUUCGGGGCGAUGAUCGGGUGUUCUCGGGUGUUUAAGGGUGUGAAUCCGGUCGCUGCCGAUCUUAUAAAGCCGAGCUUGGCGUGGGUUGCGUUUUUGGCCGUCGUAAAUCUUAAGCUUGUAUUCCACUGAAGUUUCAUUGUACAGCAGCUUAUGUUAUGUACGUAUGCAUUUCUCAAUAUAAUUGCUAUAAGCUUUUGU